UUAGCUGUUUCUUCGUGUUCAGAGCUGCGCAGUGCAGAACUCAGGCUCAGACACUGUUUAUCUGUGCAGGAAAAGCAGAGAUAAGCCUGGCUCUGUAAAAAUACAGGAAGUGUUUGGCUUGUUUACACAGAGAGUCAUGUGUUAUGAAUGAGUGUGUGAGUGUGUAUAGGUGUGUGUAUAGGUGUGUGUGUGUGUGUGUAUGUAUAUAAAUGCUGGAGAACUGCAGUAGAUCACACACUUGUUCAGUUCUGCUGCAAAGAUGGACUUCAAGAUUAAACACACCUGGGACAGCAAACCUGUGGGUCAUGAUCCGGUGACCAUCCAGUUCUCACCUGGAGAUGGAGGUCUGAAGAUGGAGGUGUGUGCUCCUUUCUUCAAUGACCCACCCGCCCCUCCGGGUCCAGCCGGGGAGCCAUUCCCUGGUCUCUGGGACUAUGAGGUGGUGGAAUCAUUCUUCUUGAACAGCAGCAAUGAGAAGUACCUGGAGGUAGAAGUGUGUCCGCAUGGACAGCACCUGGUUCUGCUGCUGGAUGGAAUACACAACGCUUUCAUUCAACAGCUUCCUCUGUCCUACAGCGCAGUUAUAACUGGGGGCCGGUGGAAGGGGGAGGGGCUUAUUCCCUGGAAGUACUUCCCCCCAGGUGUGGAUAAGAUGAACUCAUACGCCAUCCACGGCUCUGGGAGUGGGCGGACCUACGAGGCCCUUUACCCCGUACCCAAGGAGGAUCUUCAGGAGGGACAGGGACCUGACUUUCACCGCCUGGAGUAUUUCCAGCCGUUCAGGCUGCAAAGCAUUAUGGGAGAAGGCUGGGUGCAGCCCGAGUGUGACCUGUGGAAGCGCUGAUCUGACCGGCUGAGGCAGGACUGAUGUGACCCCUCGCGACCCACAGCCCUUAUCACAGCUAAUGAUGAAGAUGAUGAUUACCUUAACGAGUUUUUAAUGGCAGGUAGACGGGCUUUACCGUGUGUGUGUGUGUGUGUGUAUAGUGGUGGGCCUACACCAGCUCAAUAAACCAGCCUUAUCACCCACAGUACUAACACACCCUGCUAAUCUAGAUCACUAAAUAGCUAAUAAAACUCCGCCCACUACACCUGUCUCUCUUUUUUAUUAUCCUGUAAACAUAUCAGCAAUAAUCAGAGCCAAUAAAUGUGCUAUAAAUAAAUAAUUAAAGGUUUGGACAAUGUAUUUUGCUCAUUAUGGUUUGUGUUAAAGGACUGUAAAAAAAAAAAACUCAAUGUAAUUGUCUCUUUCUCUCUCUCUCUCUCUCUCUAUCCCUUUUACCUUCUGUAACAACUUCUGUAAGUGAUGUAAAUGUGAUAAACAGAUUUUUUUUUCUUUA
This is a messenger RNA of Astyanax mexicanus (Mexican tetra), 1340 nucleotides long. It is a transcript of the gene c25h4orf33, whose product is annotated as chromosome 25 C4orf33 homolog. The coding region runs from base 260 to 844 and encodes 194 amino acids. The record is from RefSeq and is a predicted model, not a curated record. The transcript is spliced from 6 exons. Lineage: Eukaryota; Metazoa; Chordata; Actinopteri; Characiformes; Acestrorhamphidae.